CUCUCAUGGUCAUCUCACAUAAAAAAGCCUUUGCUUUUAUAUCCCAGACCAAAAAGAUGAAAUGGGUACCAAGAGAAGGUUCAAGAAGACCACCUAUGCUUCAAACCUAAAUCUAAAGCUCCUCUUCUUCUCUCUUCUCUCCCUCUCUCUCUUCCUUCUACUCCUUAGGCUCUUCAUCUCUUCAUUUCUCCUCUUAAACACUCCUCAAGAUCACAUCAACUGUCUUCAACUUCAAGAUGAUGUCCCAGAGGAUCAAAAGGAUCCAAACCCAUCACCUGCAAGUCAAUCCCCACCACUACCACCAUCACAGCUCAUGCUACUUGUUCAUGAAGUACUCAAAGAUAAGGAGAUAACCAAUAUUGGAUUGGUAAACUUUACAGAAGAAGAAAGAGAAGAAUGGGAUCCUUUAGGUGAGACUAGUUUAAUAAGUUUUGAUCCAGUUAAAGAGGAGGUAAGAUGGGAAGAUUUGUUCCCUGAAUGGAUCAACGAAGAGAGAUGGCCAUUACCAAGAUGCCCGGAAAUCCCAAUUCCGCCGGCGGCAGCGUUCGAUGGCGAAUUGGACAUGGUGGUCUCCAGGGUUCCAUGUGGAAGCUUUGAGGAGAAGAAAGGUGUGAGGGAUGUGAAAAGGCUACAAGUGAAUCUAGUGGUUGCUAAUUUGGUAGUGAGGAAUGGUAUGAGAAGAGACGCCGCCACUGGCGGCGGUGGCGGCGGUUACCGGCCUGUAUACGCCGUGUUUAUUGGAUCUUGUGAGCCUAUGUGGGAGAUCUUUAGGUGUGAUGAUCUAUUGAGACAUGAAGGAGAGUUGUGGAUUUACAAACCUGAGUUGCAGAAAUUGAAAGAGAAGGUGGAAAUGCCUGUGGGGACUUGUAGACUUGCUAUUCCUUACGUCAAACAAGGUGAUGGAAGAAUAAGGUAUGAGUUCUCAAAACUUGGGAAUCCAAUAAACCGCCAAAAAGAAGCCUAUGUGACAAUGCUCCAUUCUUCAGAGGCAUAUGUCUGUGGUGCCAUAGCACUAGCCCAAAGCAUAAUCCUUACCAAAUCCGCCAAAGAUCUAGUCCUACUUGCAGACAAAACCAUAACCAAGAAAAGCAAGAGAGCCCUCAUAGCUGCAGGAUGGAAGAUAAAGGACAUUGAACGAAUUCGAAGUCCAUAUGCAAAGAAAGAUGCUUACAAUGAAUGGAACUACAGUAAGCUUAGAAUGUGGCAACUCACAGAGUAUGAUAAGGUCAUCUUCAUAGAUUCUGAUCUUAUUGUACUCAAGAACAUGGAUAAUUUCUUCAGAAAUUCGCAAUUAUCGGCUGUUGGCAAUGACAAUGUAUUCUUCAACUCUGGUGUAAUGGUGAUUGAACCCUCACAGUGUAUGUUUGAGAAGCUAAUGAAGAAGAGACACACCUUAGCUUCUUAUAAUGGAGGAGACCAAGGCUUCCUUAAUGAAGCCUUUACAUGGUGGCAUAGAUGGCCAAAGACAUUGAAUUACCUAAAGAUUUUCAAUCAGGCGAAUGAGACUGAACGCGAAAUCCCGAAAUCUGUAUAUGCCAUUCACUAUUUAGGUUUGAAGCCAUGGAUGUGUUAUAGAGACUAUGACUGUAAUUGGGAUGUCUUGGAUCACCAUCUUUAUGCUAGUGACUUAGCUCAUAGGAGGUGGUGGCAAGUUUAUGAUGCCAUUCCUAAGAGGUUGAGGGGAUUUUGUGGGCUCUCUAGCUUUAUGGAUUCAAAUCUAAUGAUGCAAAGAGCUUGGGCAAAGAAUGCUAAGUUGCCUGAUGGGCAUUGGAAGAUCAAGGUAAAGGAUCCGAGGCGGCGCCAUCGAUCAUCUUAAUUUAAAACUAGAUAAACUUAUUGAUUUAGUUCUAGUUUUUGGAGAUGGGUAUGGUGGAGAACCUGUAAAGUUUUAAUUUUCUGUUGCAAGGUUGUUUUAAGACUUGAAAAAAAUAAUGACAUCAAGGGAAGGAAAGGAAGGUGGGGGGGGAUUCUGCUUACUACUUGGUGUCAACCCUUGGAUGCCCAAGAGUUUGCACUGGUUUUGUGCUUCUGUCCAAGUCCAAGAGAAUGGAUUCUAGGCUAAAGCAGUUGAGGGAGAUGGAAAAGAAUGAAAGUUUUAGGGCUGGACAUUGGAGAUCAGAGUCAAGGAUUCUAGAUAGGGUUUAGAAACAAACCAGGAAUCUGUAGAAAUUGGCAAGAAAAAUAACCUCCUAAACCCUAGUUUAGCUCGAUCCCGAAAAAUGAUUUUUCAAACCCUGAUUCUAGACAACAUUUACCUUUGUAUUUGUAUCCUGUACUAGAGAUGAUAUUCAAGUUCUUGUUGCGUUCAUAUCUAUUGUAAAGAUCUACAGCAUUGUACACGAAUUUGAUGAAUAAAAUUAUUGUUUUUAGAA
Macadamia integrifolia is the source of this 2372-nucleotide messenger RNA. Its product is annotated as putative UDP-glucuronate:xylan alpha-glucuronosyltransferase 5. Bases 62 to 1816 code for a protein of 584 amino acids. The record is from RefSeq and is a predicted model, not a curated record. Gene Ontology annotation, molecular function: glycosyltransferase activity. Gene Ontology annotation, biological process: xylan biosynthetic process. The transcript has 2 exons. NCBI's taxonomy places the organism in Eukaryota, Viridiplantae, Streptophyta, Magnoliopsida, Proteales, Proteaceae.